GCUACAAACAGAAAGAAGAAAGCAGACUGAAAUUGGCUAAACUUCUGCUCUGUGGCACUGAACUGGUAACAAAUAUCCGGGUGGCGACAGAUAUCCGAGAGAUCCACAGGAGAGUAGAAGAAGAGGAGAUAAAGCGUCAGAGUCUAACAUGCCCCCCAAGUCUGAUGUUUUGAGUCAAGAUGAGCUGCGUAAAAGGCUGUACCAGACAUUUAAGGAUCGGGGUAUACUGGACACACUCAAGACCCAACUCAGAAACCAGCUGAUUCAUCAGUUGAUGCACCCUGUUUUGAGUGGAAAACUGCAGCCUCAGUCCAUUCCAGUGGAAAGGAGUGGCCUCUUAAUAGGCGCUUCCAAUUGUCUAGUGGCAGAUCAUUUACAAAGAUGUGGCUAUGAGUAUUCACUUUCUGUAUUCUUUCCGGAAAGUGGUUUGGCAAAAGAAGAAGUGUUUACUAUGCAGGAGCUAUUACAACUCAUUAAAAUCAACCCCCAAUCCAGUCUCUACAAAUCACUGGUUUCACGAUUUGAUAAAGAAAACCAAAAAGGUUUUCUCAUUCAGUUUUUAAACGAGUUGGCAGAAUAUCAUCAGGCUAAAGAGAGUUGUGAUAUGGAAACUCAGACAAGUUCGACAUUUCCUAGCAGAGACUCUCUUGCUGAGAAGCUUCAGCUUAUUGAUGAUCAGUUUGCAGAUGCUUACCCUCAGCAGGCUAAGGUAGAAUCUUUAGAAGGAAAGUUAAAUGAAUAUAAGAGAGAAAUUGAACGGCAGCUUCAGUCAGAAAUGGCUCAGAAGUUGAAGUAUUUUAAAGAUACCGAAAUAGAAAAAAUUAGAAUGGAAGACAAAAGAAAGUCUGAGAAGGAAUUAACUGAGUUCCGGAAUGAAUUUGAGAGAGCUUGCCAAGCAAAAUUGGAAGCCCUUACUUAUCGGGAAAAGAAUGCCCUUGAGAGACUUCAAAAGCAUCAGGAGAUUGAAACAAAAGAAAUUUAUGCCCAACGGCAGAUACUCCUGAAAGAUAUAGAUUUGCUAAGAAGCAGAGAAGCAGAUCUGAAGCAAAGAAUUGAAGCUUUUGAAUUGGCCCAGAGGCUACAAGAAGGAAAAAUUAAAAGCAUGGAUGAUGCACUUAAGAGGCGGGAGCUGAGCAUAAAGAGUCUGGAGGAGACCUUUGACCAAAAGCUCAAGAAUGAACUUCUGAAGUAUCAACUUGAACUAAAGGAAGAAUACAUCACUAGAACUAAUAGACUGAUGGAAGAUGAAAGAAAGAAUAAAGAAAAAGCUAUGCAUUUGCAAGAAGAGUUCUCAGUUGUUAAUUCAAAAAAGGAAGAACUCAGUCGAUAUGUAAAUCGUGUGAAAGAACUUGAGCUUGAGUUAGAGUCUGUCAAAUCCCAAUCUUUGGCAAUAGCAAAACAAAACCACUUGCUGAAUGAAAAAGUUAAAGAGAUGCAUGAUUAUUCACUACUAAAAGAAGAGAAAUUGGAGCUUCAGGCACAAAAUAAAUUACUUAAGCAACAAAUGGAAGAGAGUAGAAGUGAAAACUUGCGUCUCCUAAACUGCAUAAGCCAGCCAUCUCCUGAGCUUGUGGUUUUCCAGAAAGAAUUAAAGAAAGCAGAAAAUGCUAAAGCUCUUGAGCAUAAAGAGUUUGAAACCCACAAACAAGCUUUGGAAAAACAGCUGCAAAGUGAAAUUGAGCAUUCUGCACAGCUGAAGGCCCAGUUAUUAGAUUAUGCUGCUUAUGUAAAGAGGUUGAAUAUGCAGAUUACAGAUGUAAAGCUGCAGCUGAAACAAACACAGACCGCUCUAGAGAAUGAAGUGUACCGCCAUCCCAAGCCGUCUCUGUUUGAUCGUUCCAUCAGCGGGUUGAUAGGAGGCAGGACGGUGCCUCACGAUGGUGAUUUUGGUGGUGAUUUCCUGAAGAAUCCUCUGGCACAGGAGAAGGUCAGGGCUGUCACAGUUAUACCAAGGACCACAAGUUAUCCCCAUCCAGAGACAGGAUGCAGUUCCCCUGAUUCUGACCUUGAGUUUGUAGCAAAUACUAAGGCACGGGUAAAAGAGCUAGAGCAAGAGGCGGAGCACCUGGAAAAUGCUUUCAGAAAUUACUGUCGAAGAGUCCUUCAGAACACAGCUGGGAUCCCACCACCAGUAAAGAGCCCGCCGCCCCUGUAUUUGCUGGGAACCCGAGAAAACAUUGCCUGUAGUUCCCCAGAAAGAUGUAUUUUUGCAGCACAGCCGCAUGUGAGCAUUCUUAAAGAGGAAAAGAGCGAAGUGCCGGAAGUGCUGACAGGCAGCCCAGCUCCCCGGCGAAGGCAAGUCUCUUCUCCAAGGCGCCUUUCCUCCACUCCCCUUCCCAAAGCGAAAAGAAGCCUUGAUUGUGAAAUAUAUCUGGAAGGUCUGGAUGGAUCGCACAUUGCCUCCCCUGAUCCUUGUCCUGACAGGUCGCUCCAGCCUUCACCUGCUGAGUCUAAGCACAGCCUCUCCGUCCCUUCCUCCCCCAGCCACCCAGAGCAGCUGGCAGGUCUUUACCAAAAGCAAACUGAACUUCAAGGAAAAAGUGAAUUUUCAAAUCUGGACAAGCCAGGUUUUGAGGAUAAAGAGGAACUUGAAUCAUCUUUUGAAUAUGCAGGGGACAUGCCAGCGCAGUUUGAAGGAGAUGGGCUGCAUCCUGCUGGCGACAUGCCUCGUGAUGACGUCAUACCUGCUGUGCCCCCUGAACCUGUCCCAUGUCACCACCCAAACAUAGAUCAGAAACCAGUUGGGGAGCAGAGGGAAGAAGAAAAAUUGUGGGAACAGCAUCUGAAAGAACGAAAGCAGAACGAAGAACGGCAGCAGUGUGAACGACAAGAAGCUUUAGAAAGGGAAAGAAGAGAACUAGAAAAACUGGAUCAAGAAAGGAGGAGGAUUGAAGAAUCUUUAAAGGUUGAAAUAGAAAAAGAAUUAGAAAUGAGUAUUCAAGAAAUGAAAGACAAAUCUGCUUGUGGAGAGAAUCCUUUAGAAAAAUACAUGCAGAUCAUUCAGCAGGGAAGAACUCAGGACUCCACAGAGAAGCAGAGCUCAGAAAUGAAAGUCACCAGAGAAAGAUCCCUAUCAGACACACUGCCACCUAGCGACAAAGCAAGUGUCAUGGGCCUUUCUCAGGAAGAACCAGAUGACUCUUGGUGAUGAUGUUUGCUGUCCAGCUUCUUACUCACAUAUAACAAUGAGAAGUUACAAAUGGUUAGACCUAUGCUUUCUCUGUCUUGAGACAAAAUUCUCAAUAAAGAUUUUAUGGGUAAUAAAAAAAGUUAGACUAGUUGAUUCCUCUUCCUCCUGCCUUGUGAGUCAUCCCUCUAUCCCCUUUUUCCUACCUCCCUCCCCUUCUUCCUCCCCGCUUCCCUUCUUCCUUCCUCAAGAAUUACAUUCCUGAUAUGUGCCCUGCUCUGUGGAUACAAGGAGGAGUGAAACAUGGCCUCAGA
This is a messenger RNA of Choloepus didactylus (southern two-toed sloth), 3441 nucleotides long. Its product is annotated as oral-facial-digital syndrome 1 protein-like. The transcript is spliced from 3 exons. Gene Ontology annotation, molecular function: protein binding. Gene Ontology annotation, cellular component: centrosome; ciliary basal body. Gene Ontology annotation, biological process: epithelial cilium movement involved in determination of left/right asymmetry. Lineage: Eukaryota; Metazoa; Chordata; Mammalia; Pilosa; Megalonychidae. The record is from RefSeq and is a predicted model, not a curated record. Bases 149 to 3148 code for a protein of 999 amino acids.